AUGCCUGAAGAGGGCGUUCCGCUGUCGCCCGAUGGAAGUCUUCUCACAACCCCCGAAAUCAUGCGGCUCGUGAGGCUAUUUGUCUCUUGUGGUGUCACAAAAAUUCGUCUAACUGGAGGAGAGCCUACUGUUCGCAAAGAUAUUGUCGAGCUAGUUCAGCAAAUUGGUAAGGUACCUGGUGUUGAGGAGAUUUGCAUCACUUCCAACGGGAUUGCCCUUCACCGCAAGCUGGCUGCGCUUCACGCUGCAGGGCUCACCUCGCUAAACCUGUCUCUUGACACCCUUGUUGACGGAAAAUUUCUUUUGAUAACACGGCGCAACGGACUGAACGCAGUUUUGAAGUCGCUCCGGACUGCGCUCGAGCUCGGAGUUCGCAAGGUGAAGCUCAAUGUCGUCGUCAUGAAGGGCAUCAACGAGGACGAGGUGCUUGAUUUUGUCGAGCUUGCACGAAACUCCGAGAUCGAAGUGCGCUUCAUAGAAUACAUGCCUUUCGAUGGAAACAAGUGGCAGCUCUCCAAGAUGGUAUCGUACGAGGAUAUAUUAUCCAAUAUUCGAGCCUAUCACGAGGUGCUGCCCGUGGACCACAGUCAUGGUGACACCGCAAAAGUUUUCCAGAUACCUGGGUUCAAGGGAAGAAUUGGCUUUAUCACGUCGAUGACUUCUAACUUCUGCUCUACAUGCACCAGGUUGAGGAUUACCUCUGAUGGAAAUCUAAAGGUGUGUCUCUUUGGCAACGACGAAGUUUCGUUGAGGGACUUACUGCGGAGCGGCACAGAAGACGCAGAGCUACUGAAGUACAUCGGUACAGCUGUCAAGAAUAAAAAAGAGAAACAUGCAGGACUCGGCGAGCUAGAGAACAUGCCAAAUCGUCCAAUGAUAUUAAUCGGUGGGUAG
Molecule: messenger RNA, 894 nt
Organism: Kuraishia capsulata CBS 1993
Lineage: Eukaryota; Fungi; Ascomycota; Pichiomycetes; Pichiales; Pichiaceae
Exons: 1
Coding region: 1-894 (297 amino acids)
Biological process (GO): Mo-molybdopterin cofactor biosynthetic process
Molecular function (GO): cyclic pyranopterin monophosphate synthase activity; 4 iron, 4 sulfur cluster binding; metal ion binding
Source: RefSeq, a predicted model, not a curated record